UUUCCACCAAAGUACACCUCGUGCGGCACCGUCGACGAUGGAGCGGACGGCCGAGUUCACGCGGAUCACGCAGCUGUUCUCGGACGCGCCGAUCAUCAUGGCCAAGCACCGACCGCUGUCGAAGUUUGCGCGUGUGGCCCAGCAAAUCUCUGACGCGAUCUCACAGACCGAAUCGCUCUUGAAGGAGCUGUCCAACCUAGUCACGAAAAAACACAUCACGGUCGAAGACGACCCGACCAAACAGAUCUCAGACAUCGUAGAUAUUGUCAAGCAAUCGAUUCCACCGAUGCUAAAGGACAUUGAAAUCUUCGAGGGUGCCGUGGCCGGCGAAAAUCAGCAGCAAAAGCACUUUUACAUUGUCUGCAGCUCGCUCAAGAUGCGCAUGUCCAACUGCGGCAAGGCUCUCCAGGAAGGCAUGCAGAAUCGCGCCACCGUCAUCAAGAAGCAAAGCGAGCGUCGCACCAAGUUCGGCUUUACUGGGCAGGCUCCAAGUGUUCAAAUUUCGACGCCACUGACCAUACGCAACAAACUCCAAACGGCGGCGGUCCCUGCCGUGCCUCCUGCACCAACGCCAGUCCUGCCAAAUCACAACCAGCCACUUCACCACCCCGAACAAUCUCCACACCCAUCGGGGGCCACGGCUCCGCUCCAAUCCGACGCCCCAGGAGAUGGAAUACUCCGUCGACGCCCGUUCAUGAACUCCACGGCAGCCACUGCAUCCUUUGCGCAACAGCAACACCAGCAGACGCUCAUGCGGCACCGGACCGCGCAAAGUCGGUUGAACGAUGCACAAAACAUGGAAGCCACGAUCAUCGAGGUUGGUGCAAUUCGGUCACACACGUCCACAAGACACAUGCAUCGCCAAUAGAUUGGGGGCAUGUACAGCCGGAUGACAGGAUUGCUAGCGAGCCAGGUGAGGCCGUCCCUUCUUCCAUGGACUGCCAUCAUUUUAGUCGUUUGGUGUGUCGUAGGAGGAAACUCUGGGCCGCAUUGAAGACGACAUGACAACAGCGUACGUAGUCAGCUCCGUCCCAGUUGUGCAAGGACUUGAUGUCGGGUGUUUUCUUGUAGGCACGUCAACGUCCAGAGCGGAUACGUAAGCUAGCCAUCUCUCUCGAUCCACCGCCAUUCGACGGCAUCCUGAUGAUGGCACUCGUGUGUAGGACGAGCUGAUGAAGUACUUUUCAACCGUGAGUUCGAAUCGGUCGCUUAUCGUCAAGAUCUUCGUCGUCCUCUUGGUCUUCACCUAUCUCUUUCUCGUGGUGUUGUAACCUAAAUACGGUCGUUCAUCA
Aphanomyces invadans is the source of this 1292-nucleotide messenger RNA. RefSeq lists its product as hypothetical. Gene Ontology annotation, molecular function: SNARE binding; SNAP receptor activity. The record is from RefSeq and is a predicted model, not a curated record. Gene Ontology annotation, biological process: vesicle fusion; endoplasmic reticulum to Golgi vesicle-mediated transport; intracellular protein transport. The transcript is spliced from 4 exons. NCBI's taxonomy places the organism in Eukaryota, Oomycota, Saprolegniomycetes, Saprolegniales, Verrucalvaceae. Gene Ontology annotation, cellular component: Golgi membrane; endomembrane system; SNARE complex. The coding region runs from base 38 to 868 and encodes 276 amino acids.